Molecule: messenger RNA, 1012 nt
Organism: Molossus molossus (Pallas's mastiff bat)
Lineage: Eukaryota; Metazoa; Chordata; Mammalia; Chiroptera; Molossidae
Gene: CUNH1orf53
Product: chromosome unknown C1orf53 homolog
Exons: 3
Coding region: 1-438 (145 amino acids)
Source: RefSeq, a predicted model, not a curated record
AUGGCGGCCAGGCAGGUCCCAGCGCUGGUGGCCGCGGUGCUCGGGGGACGGCCUCCAGCCGCCCGGCCGCCACCGCCCCUCUGGGUCGCAGCAGGCUUCUGCCAGGCCCCCAGCGUCACUCUCUGCUCCGCUUCGGAGGGAGACGGCGAUGGCGCCGGGCUCCACUCUCAGGACAGGUCGACAGGGGCGACGAGAAGCCCGGCGAGCGAAGCGUUAACGGCGGAGGAGCGUCGGAUCGCUGACUUGCACGCGGCCGCCUGCGCGGCCGGCCAGCUGACCUACGUGGACCCGGCCACUGGCUACGUGGUGCUCACCCAGCUGGCCCACCGGCAGAGGGGCCGCUGCUGUGGCUCUGCCUGCAGACACUGUCCAUAUGGUCAAGUCAAUGUUAAAGAUCCAGCCAAAAAGAAGCAAUUCAAUUCCUGUUUUUAUGUUUGACAACAAUUUCAUCUCUGUUCUCCGCUCAAUGAAGCCUCAUUUAAAAAACAAACUAAAAAAAACCAACAAAAAUACAAUACCUUAGUCCGGAAUUCCUCCCUGGUCUGCGCGCUUAGCCCUGGUUUAAUUCAUGUAUAUGAAUAUCUAUAUAUUUAAAGAACAGCCAUGAGAUGAACAGACCUAGCGAAUGCAGCUGUGUCUCUGAAGUGGCCCAUCGACAGUUAUUUUUCUUUCGGCCUCCCUGGUUAUCAGACUCCUAUGUGGAAGAAAGAAAAUAAUAACUGCUCCGUUAAAUAAAUAGCAGCAAUCGGGUGACACCAGUGCCUCUUGAAGUUGCUGGCAGCCUCCGACCCCCUGCAGUUUUCUCCUGGGGUCAGCCACCAGCGGAGGUGGCUGCAAACAGGAGGGUCUGCAGACAUGCGUCACUUUAUGCGCCUCUCGAGCUGAUACAAGGCUGUGCGCGCAGCAGCCGCCGCGUGGCCGGGAGGUGCCGCAGCGACAGGGAACGUGCUCAUCUCCCAUCUGUUCUCUCCGUGAAAAUCCCGAGUCACUCUGACUCGGGGGUCAGGCCACU